Messenger RNA from Loa loa (African eye worm), 1486 nucleotides. RefSeq lists its product as hypothetical. The record is from RefSeq and is a predicted model, not a curated record. Gene Ontology annotation, cellular component: cell surface. Gene Ontology annotation, biological process: signal transduction. The coding region runs from base 1 to 1437 and encodes 478 amino acids. The transcript has 9 exons. Lineage: Eukaryota; Metazoa; Nematoda; Chromadorea; Rhabditida; Onchocercidae.
AUGUACUGUACAAAGGAUAAAUGUAUGCCUUGUCCGGAAAAUACGUUUAAGGAAAACGCUGGUUGUAAGCAGUGCACUCCAUGUCCGAAUAAUACAAUAACUGGUCCGAUAAUUGAAGAUAUCGGUUAUCAGAGUAUUUUUGAUUGUUACACAAACUGCACUCCUGGUUAUCAUUACAGCAUUCAAGAAGGAAGCUGUGUUAAAUGUCCGAAAGGAAUGUAUCAAGAUCGACCGGGACAGCUACGAUGCAAUGCCUGUCCAGAAUCUCGCAGCACAUCGAAAAGAGGUUCAGUGCAUGUUUCAAAUUGUACGGUUAUCUGUGGUGCAGGUAUGUCAAUGGGUGCACAUUCUCAAUGCAUUACAUGUGCAAAAGGGAAAUAUCGGCAAGAAAAUUCCACGGAAGCUCGUUGCACUCCAUGUCCUGACUACUUUACCACCCCUGAUAAUGGAAGCAUUAGUCAAAGCAAUUGCACUGUGCUCGAUUGUCCUCCAGGAACGUAUAUUAACUUGUCAUCGCCAUCAGAAUGUUUCUUUUGUCCUCGAAAUUAUUAUCAAGAAAGGUCAAAUCAGACCGAAUGUCGGCAAUGUGUGAAGCCUCUUAUUACCCUGGGAACGGGUUCUGUACAUCCUCGACAGUGUAUGAAGCCAUUGUUCUGGGACCCUUUGGUUUCAGAUGUUGAUGUCAGUAAGCACUUUAGUUCGAGUGUAUGGCCAAAUUUUGGAUUUGUUGGUAUUAUUGGUGCCAUCGCAUUUCUUGCUCUACUUUAUUUUCAGAGACGGAGGAUACGAUCAUUAUUUUGCAAGAUAAGGAGAACAGAGAUAAAACACAUCGCCACACUGAAUUAUUAUCGCGAUUCUUCUUUUACUUAUCCAAUUGUUACCGUAACACCAACAAGCAUUGGUACUACACCAGACUUCACCGAAGACAGAGUUCCAAAGAAUCCCGAACCACAAGAAGUGGUGGAAAUUUAUCAAGAAAUUUAUGAUGGAUUACAUAGUAUGGCAGAGGGAACAUCGCACAUGUCAAACAGUGAACUGAUUUCGAGCCAGUGCUUCAAACCCAUUCCAAGAACUCGUCUUAAGGUGGACACCACAUUAAGGGCUGAGUUUUGUGGUGAUCCGAAGGCGUUGGGAAUGGACUCAUCCGGUUUUCCCAUUGAUUCAGCUGACUAUGAAAAUGCCGACCAGUGUAACUCGAUGGAUCCAAGGAGUUUUGGACAAAAUUCUCAAACCUCAGAUGACGAAAAUCAAAUCUUGAGCUUUAAACGACGACUUCAUGCUUACCGAAAUUGGAAUCUACGAAUACCUUUAGACGAUGUGUACGUGGAGCCUACUGAGUACAAAUUAUUCCUGUCAGAAGCGAGCGACAUUUUGUAUGAGGAAAAUAAUAAAGAGAAUAAAGAUGAAGAAAGCGAUGAUGAGGACUACUUUGGAUAGCCAUCCAAAAUACUAUUUCAUUAUCGAAAUUAAUCUUUGAAUUCAAAAC